GUCACGCGGCGGGACGAGCCGCUUCCACAAACGAACGCGCCUCUCUGUGGAAACAGGAAGUCAGAAAACAGGAAGUUAGGAAACAGGAAUAAUCGGAGGAUAAGUGACAGUAAAGUUUUUUAAACAUGAGCCGAAUUUAUCACGACACGUGUUUACAGAACAAACCGGUUCACAACGAGGUGUUCACCGGUGUUUGGUCUCCGUCCGCGUAUGAAAGCGGCCCGGGGGUUCUUCUUGAGGGAAAGCUGCUGGAUGUUUCCAGACACGCAAUCAGUGAUGUCAGAAAUCAAAAGGUCCGGUUCUACGUGCUGUAUAUAAAACCCGGCCGCAUCCACCAGAGGAAGUUCGAUGCCAGGGGGAAUGAAAUCGAGCCGAACUUCAGUGACACCAAAAAGGUCAACACCGGCUUCCUCAUGUCCUCCUACAAGGUGGAAGCUAAAGGCGAGUCGGACAUUCUGUCCCACGAGCAGCUGUCGACGAUGGUCAACAAAGAUGAGCUGAUGAAAAUAUCCGACAAGCAUCGACCCAGCGGCACCUGGGCCUUCUGGUACCCGGAGACGGAGAUGGACAAAACCGAGCUGGAAACAGGACAGGACGUCCGACUGAAGACGAGAGGAAACAGUCCUUUCAUAUUCUCUUUAGCCAAAGUGGAUGGAGGCACAGUGACCAAGUGUAACUUUGCCGGAGAUGGAAAUGCCGGAGCUUCGUGGACGGACAAGAUUAUGUCCAAUAAAUCAGAGACAGGCAGCACAAACACGUCUGGAGCCGGAGAGGGAGCGGAGGAGGAUGAGUGGGACGAGUGAGUAAACUAUCAGCCCCGCUCCAGCCUCCAGGUGGAACUGCUUCAACUUGGCUCCGCUCCUGUUUAUCUGUCUUCGGAUUGGACUCCCACAUUCCACUGGGGUGUCGGAGCUCUUGCAUCAGGGGCCUGACAUGUUGCAGUGCAGGACUCGACUCUUUCAGCUGAAGAGAAUCCAGCUGUUGGGUGUUAUGCAGAAACAGAACCUUGUUUUUUUUACUUUGGAUUUAAUCCACUUUUAUACGACUGUAAAUACUCUUGUCGUUAUAGACACUAAAACAAUGAAUAAAACAGCAACCCCAUGCCCUGCUAUUAAAUAUUAUAUUAAAAAUA
This is a messenger RNA of Paralichthys olivaceus (Japanese flounder), 1132 nucleotides long. It is a transcript of the gene arpin, whose product is annotated as actin related protein 2/3 complex inhibitor. The record is from RefSeq and is a predicted model, not a curated record. NCBI's taxonomy places the organism in Eukaryota, Metazoa, Chordata, Actinopteri, Pleuronectiformes, Paralichthyidae. Gene Ontology annotation, biological process: negative regulation of actin nucleation.